AUGAAACCGUCCAUCUUCGGUACCGACCGACGAUUCGGCGUUGCACUACUCACUAACGGCUUCUUUAACGCGUCCUUCAAUGGCUAUCUCAUCUUCACCACAACCUUCUACCAAGACUACCAGGACCUAUCGCCUCUCCAAACAACACUCCGGUUUAUUCCGACGGGAGUCACCGGGAUUAUCACAGCUAUUAUUGCCUCUCAGUUGCUCCUCCGCAUCCCCGCCUCCCACAUCCUCUUCACUUCCGCCCUGUGCGUCAGCAUCUCCUCAAUCCUCUUUGCCGUGCCCAUCCCUGCCAGGACAACUUCAUACUUUGCCUACGGGCUCUGGGCAAUGAUGCUCUCCACCUUUGGAGCCGACAUGCUGGGCCCUUGCCUGGCGCUGUUCACAUCGCUUACCCUGCCGCCCGAGCACCAGGCGCUCGGUGGAGGCCUGCUCUUCACUACGAUGCAGCUUGGUCGCGCGAUCGGGCUGGCUAUCGCCACAGCGGCGCAGAUGGCUGUGAUGGCAAGGGAAGAUGGCGUUGGUGUCCAGGACGUGCAGCAGGUGCAGCCGUGGGAUGAGGCCUCGUUGGCAGGGCUGAGGGCGGGCUGCUGGGUAAAUUUUGCGUUUGGACUCACGUCGUUUGGGCUAAUAUUGGCGGGACUUCGAGGAUUGGGCGUUAUUGGAAAAUCUCCUGCUGUGGCUAGAUAG
Molecule: messenger RNA, 693 nt
Organism: Diaporthe batatas
Lineage: Eukaryota; Fungi; Ascomycota; Sordariomycetes; Diaporthales; Diaporthaceae
Exons: 1
Coding region: 1-693 (230 amino acids)
Biological process (GO): transmembrane transport
Cellular component (GO): membrane
Molecular function (GO): transmembrane transporter activity
Source: RefSeq, a predicted model, not a curated record